This is a messenger RNA of Diversispora eburnea, 1143 nucleotides long. Lineage: Eukaryota; Fungi; Glomeromycota; Glomeromycetes; Diversisporales; Diversisporaceae. The record is from the annotation of a GenBank genome assembly.
AUGGUCGGAAUGACCCAGAUCGAAACUCCCUCAAACGUUAAUUUGAAUUCGAUCGCGGAUAUAACUCCUGAUACUGAAGACACUAGACCCCUUGUGGGGAUAAUUUAUCCGCCUCCAGAUAUUAGAAAUAUUGUUGAUAAAACUGCAGUCUUUGUUGCGAGAAAUGGUGUACAAUUUGAGGAACGUAUCCGUGAAAAUGAGAAGCAUAAUUCCAAAUUUACCUUAAAAAAGGCAGAAGUAAAAGAAAUCAAAGUGGAAAUGAAAGACGAAGGUCCUCCCCCCAAAGUUCCACCGAAGGAACCGCCAAAGUUUGAAUUCAUGGCUGAUAUGCCUGCAAUAUCAGCCCAAGACCUUGAUAUUUUAAAAUUAACAGCCCAAUUUGUAGCACGUAACGGUCGUCAAUUUAUGACCGCCCUAUCACAGCGUGAACAACGAAAUUAUCAGUUUGAUUUUCUUCGGCCGAAUCAUAGUUUAUGCAAUUACUUUACAAAAUUGGUCGAACAAUAUACAAAAGUAUUGAUUCCAGCUAAAAAUCUGAAUGAAAAAUUAAAUUCCAAUGUAGAAAAUAAGUACCAAAUAUUAGAACGUGUAAUGCAACUCGCAUAUGCCUCAAUUGACUGGCACGAUUUUGUUAUUGUGGAAACUGUUGAAUUUACGGAAGCAGACGAAACUAUUGAUCUUCCUCCGCCCAUGAGCAUAAUGGAAUUGGAAAAUAUGACACUCGCUCAAAAGAAGAUGGCAUCUGUUAAUAUCAUUGAAACUCAAGAAGAUAAAGCAGCAGAAAUUGACAUGGAGAUCAAACCUCCCGACACUUCUGCUCCUAUGAAAAUAGUAAAAGAUUAUACACCAAAAGCCUAUGCACCUAAAACCAAUACUGAAAAACCUACUCUCAUUUGCCCCAGAUGUAAACAAGCCAUUCCUGUUGAUGAAAUGGAUGAUCACGUGCGUAUAGAAUUGUUGGAUCCUAAAUGGAAAGAACAAAAAAUGGCUGCAGAAGCGAAGAAGAAAGAAUCAAAUUUGCUACAAGAAGGAACGGAUGUCGCCAAAAAUCUCAAGGCGUUUUCUGGUUAUCGUUCUGAUAUAUUUGGAAAUGAAGAAACAGAAAUUGGUCGUAAGGUCGAUAUUAAUCGUUCAUUAUUAUAG